GUUGCACAGCCUGAAACACUUUAACCGAGGACAGGCAGAAUGUGCGACUGCAGACGUGCAUGCAGUCAAACAGUGAUACAGGAGGGACAGAGGGAGAGACAAUAACUGUGAAGCAGAGGGAGUCUUUUAUGUCCUCUGGAUUGGAUGCUGAGAGCAGUAAUCCUCUUUGGGGGGGAAAAAAACUGCAUACUGGGUACAGAGCACAAGGUAGAAGAGUGAACUCUUCUGCUUUCCGUACUUUCUGUGUGAUUUGAGGGCAGGUGCAAGCCGUAUCAUAUAUACAAGCACUCUUGAUCCUAACAAAUGUGAAAGACAGAAGAGGGACAGUUUGUUUAUUUAGUUGCACCUUCUUCCUGUUUGUCUUCUUUUUUUCAUCUGAGAGGAACACAGUGUCCUUUUCCAAAAUAGAGUUUGAGUUGCAACUCUGGAAGCACAGGCAGAGGGACUCUCUAUGGUGAAGAUGAGUCUGGACCCCAUACAGGUGAUGAGUGGACAGGUUAAAGAGCUCAAAGUUUCCCCUUCAUCCAACGGAGACACCAGAGGAUCCUGGGAGGAGAAAGAGGUGUUUGACCCAAACCAGCUGGACCGAACUGCCAAACCAAAGCCGCCGAAGCCAGAGAACGCCGUGACUGUAGCCGUUUCUUCCCGGGUCUUGUUUCGGACCGAGCGGGAGCAGAGGGUGUUUGAGCAGAAAGGAGUGGAGGAAUAUCUGAGAUACCAAAUCGAGCACGAGAACGAGCCCUUCGCUCCGGGGCCCGCUUUCCCCUUUGUCAAGGCUCUGGAGACAGUAAACGCUCGUCUGAGGGACCUCUACCCCCAGAGUGAAGAGCUGUUUGACAUCGUAUUGGUGACGUACAACCACGCCCAUGUUGGGAUCCGGCUCAUCAACACCAUCAAUCACCACAACUUAUUUAUCGAGAGGUUUUGUAUGACCGGAGGAAGCAGUCCGAUUGGUUACCUGAAGGCCUGGCAGACCAACCUCUACCUGUCUGCAGACGCUGAGAAGGUCAGGGAGGCGCUGGCUGAAGGGAUCGCUGCUGCGACAAUGUUCUUUACAGACAAGAUCACAGAGGUGUCCGAGUCUCAGCUCAGAGUGGCAUUUGAUGGGGAUGCCGUCCUGUUCUCUGACGAGUCUGAGCGCAUUUUCAAAACCCACGGGCUGGACAAGUUCUUCGAACAUGAGAGGGAAAACGAGGACAUACUCCUGGAUCACGGCCCCCUGAAGGGCUUCCUGGAGGCUCUAGGGAAGCUCCAGAAGAAAUUUUAUGCCAAAGGCCAACGCCUGGACUGCCCCAUCCGCACAUACUUGGUCACGGCUCGCAGCGCGGCGAGCUCAGGGAUCCGAGCGCUGAAGACGCUCAGGGCCUGGGGGCUAGAGAUUGAUGAGGCGCUGUUCCUCGCCGGCGCCCCCAAGGGCCCCAUGCUGGAGAAGAUCAGGCCACACAUCUACUUCGACGAUCAGAUGUUUCACGUGGAGGGAGCGGCAGAAAUGGGCACGGUGGCUGCACACGUUCCGUAUGGGAUCGCACAAAAAUACAGCAGGCAGCAGAAUUCGAGCACAGGAAAGUAAAGAAUAAAAAAAGAGAAAAACUAAGAACUUUAGAUGACAGCAGAAAAGAAGGGAGAAACAUCUUCGAGUGGAAGAGAAGCUUAACUUAUACUGUUAAAUGUUCCUACUUUAUAUGGGCUGAGGUCAAGGAGAGGUCUGGAACCUGAGCUGACCUGAAAGCCAACAUGACUGUCCCCUAUAAAGAUGAAAGCCUUAUAUGCUGUUUGCUAGAGGGUUUUAGGAAAGCCUGCCUCUUAUAGGACAGCGAGGGUUAAUUCACCAUUACUCUUUAAAACAAAAGCUUAACUGACUCCAAUACACUGAAUGUAGAUGAACUAUAAGCACAAACCAGACGUAUUAUAUACAGGGUAAACCUAUGAUAGA
Cyprinodon variegatus (sheepshead minnow) is the source of this 1933-nucleotide messenger RNA. It is a transcript of the gene nt5c1aa, whose product is annotated as cytosolic 5'-nucleotidase 1A-like. The record is from RefSeq and is a predicted model, not a curated record. Gene Ontology annotation, molecular function: nucleotide binding; magnesium ion binding; 5'-nucleotidase activity. The coding region runs from base 452 to 1570 and encodes 372 amino acids. Gene Ontology annotation, cellular component: cytoplasm; cytosol. The transcript has 6 exons. Gene Ontology annotation, biological process: nucleotide metabolic process; adenosine metabolic process. NCBI's taxonomy places the organism in Eukaryota, Metazoa, Chordata, Actinopteri, Cyprinodontiformes, Cyprinodontidae.